GAAAGAGAGUUUCUUCACCUGGAAAUCAAUGGAACAAAACGUCAGCCAACUGCUUCCGGAGCAAACAGAAUGGUCUUUCUUAAUCUUUAGGUUGUUUAACUUGUCUAGUUGUUUAUUUGUGUUUACAACUUAAAUUAAUAGAAAAUAAAGUUGAAGAUAAUUCUUAAUUCAAUUUCUAUUUAUUAUAUAAGACCAACUAUAAUCUAAAUUAGUUGAUUAAAACCAAUAAACUCCAUCUCAAGUUUAAGGAAACCCAAAACAUCUUACUUGUUACAGCUUGAACCAGUUUCCUGCUGUUGUUAUCAUAACCAAUAACAUCUGUCCGCAUUAGCUGCGUUCAACUCUAGAUGGAUUUAUAGCAAUAGCUCUUCAUAUUGUGGUCAGUCUUUUGAUUAUUGUGUUAUUAGUUUAUAGUUAUAAACUACAUGAAAAUUAAAUUGUUUACUCUGUGAUUCUCUAUUUAAUAUAUAUUGAUAUUUUCACCCAAUCUUCAAAAAACAUGCAACGCUUAUUUUUGUGCCCGUUCUUUGUUUAAUACUAAAAUCAUUUGUUCAAAAUGUCUUUUAUGGAAAAUUCUGGUCAAGUAAUACUCAUGCUUUUUAAAUCAACUUCAAGUGAUUAUUUUGGUGUAAUACUCUGAAGUUAAUAAAUCUAUCUAAUAGAUUGAACAAGCUCUGGAAAAUCUACUAUAACCAUAUGAUACAAGUUAAAGUUUUCAAGCAACUGCAAGUAUCCUGUUGAGUCAACUUUGGCUAUAUAUCUCUCAUUCCUGAAUUAUCAACUCAACUUACCAUGGUAAAAAUCAAUUUCAAACCUUACCAUGGCCAAAUCUUAUACUGUUUAACCUCUUUAAUGCUCCAAUUUAGUCAUCAAAAUGAGAUAGAUAUAGCUUUACCAGAUCUACCUUUGUAUCAUUAUCCCUACUUUUUUCAAAGUAACUUACAACUAUUCGAUAAGCUUUGUUCAGCUUCAAAACAAUCUACUUCAAGACACAAAGAGAUUUGUGAUUAUGUCAAUACUCAUGGCCUUAAAUGUUGGGGUUAUGAAUCCAGUUUUGGGAUCAAUUGUCUCAACAAGACUGAAAGAGUGGCAGUUUGUGCAGACAGUAGCAAAGGAUGGACGAAAACUAAAGACGAACAAAGUGAUACCUUUUUUAAUCAAGGAGACUUCGGUUAUAUUGCUGAAAGAGCCAAAGAACUAGAUACUUACUGUAAACCCAAAAUGACCUUUGGAAGCCCAUUGAAACUCCUAGGACAAAGCUCAAGCCUGGAAUGUACUCGUUAUUUCAGAUUUUGUCGAGCUAAAAGUAUCAUGAUAAAUUUUAAAAAAUUAAAAACACUCAAAGAACCUAUCAAAUAUAGAAGUGAUGUUCUUGACGAUGGCCAGAUUGGUGGUUGGGAUUGCGAUAUAGAUGAUUCCAAAAUUAGGAAAGAAAGCGCUCAUAAAUCUCCUCUCCAAUCCUGGUAUGAAGAGCUGGAACAUUACGAUGUAUACAAUAACAAGCCAGACUGUGAUACAAUAAUUACCAAGCCUACUUAUAUAAUGAAAUUAGAUGCUACCGUCAACAUGUACCAUCAUUUUUGUGAUUUUGUCAAUCUAUAUGCAACACUUCAUCUUAACCGUAGCUUCUCAUCUGAUAUCAAUAUACUCAUUUGGGACACUUAUCCUUAUCGAAGUAAUUUUGGAAUAAUAUGGAAAGCUUUCACUGAUAAUCCAAUUCUUAGUUUAAACCCUUAUUCUGGUAAAAAGGUUUGUUUCAAAGAUGUUGUAUUCCCUUUGUUACCUCGAAUGGUUUUUGGUUUAUAUUAUAAUAUGCCACUUGUGCCUGGAUGUAGGAAGAGCCGGCUGUUUCAAGCAUUCAAUGAACACAUUUUAUACAAAUUGAAUAUAACACAAGAUUUCAACGCAGAUUACGACCCAUCGGAAAUUAGAAUAACUCUGAUUUCCCGGACAACUAAAUACCGCAAGAUAUUGAAUGAAGAAGAACUUUUGACCAGUCUAAGAGCGAAAUCGAAGCAUUUUAAAGUUCAGAAAGUUGAGUUUACGCACCAAAUGCCAUUUGAUCAACAGCUAAAAAUUAGUCACAACUCAGAUAUUUUGAUUGGAAUGCAUGGAGCUGGGUUGACUCAUUGCCUUUUUCAACCAGAUUGGGGAGUUUUAUUUGAACUUUACAAUUGUGAUGAUGAAAAUUGUUACAAAGAUUUGGCAGCUCUUCGAGGUCUCAAGUAUAUUACCUGGUCUAAAAGAGAUAAGCUGUACCCACAAGACGAAGGGAACCAUCCAAAUUUAGGAGCUCAUCAAAAAUUUACUAACUAUCGAUUUGAUGUCAACGAAUUCAUAAAUAACGUAAUGGAAGGUGUCAAAUAUGUUCGAAAAGAACGAACUAAGUAUAUCAAGUCAAUGAACUCGACUGAAUCUUCUAUUUCAUUUAAAUCACAGAACCAUCUGGAACUUUGAGAUUUAUUUAUUAUAACCCGGUGAAAACGAGAUUAUUUAAAAUUGUAAACAUAUUUCAUCCUGUAAUUAAUUUUGAUCCAUACCCGAUGUAAUAUUUAUUUGUAAAUGCACCUCUCGAUCAUUCCAAACAAAAUUGAUCAUUUUCAAGCACAGUCCCCGUUUUAGUCAAGUUACUUAUCCAUUUCUAUUGAAAUAAACUUUAUUGCAUUGUUAA
Molecule: messenger RNA, 2671 nt
Organism: Tetranychus urticae (two-spotted spider mite)
Lineage: Eukaryota; Metazoa; Arthropoda; Arachnida; Trombidiformes; Tetranychidae
Product: EGF domain-specific O-linked N-acetylglucosamine transferase-like
Cellular component (GO): endoplasmic reticulum lumen
Molecular function (GO): protein O-acetylglucosaminyltransferase activity
Source: RefSeq, a predicted model, not a curated record